GUCCACGUCAGCAUGACGUAGGUGCUGCAAAAAUUCUAAAUUGUAAUUUUUUUAUUUUUUUAUGCGAAAUUGUGUGUAUUUUUUCUAUAUAUUUUCCCGCCAUUUUAUGUUUAAAUCAUUGGAUAUUUUAUAAUGCCCACACCUUUCUGCGAAGACUGGCAGGGCUGCUACAGGCCUGACCUGUGUUAUUCUCUACUCAGAUUUCUUAAAAUGACACACAUACCCCUCCCGGUGCACUAGAAAGCGUCAUGGAAGGUAGCGGAGAAGGAAUGGUGGCGAUAGUCCAGGGUUUGGACAACUCUGGCAUCACCCUGACGGUGAUGAACCAGAACCAGAGACAGCAUUCUGACAGGAGAAGAUCACCUAGAACACCUAGAAUGCAAUUUGGCAGUACGACAUUACCUGAUAUUAACCAGCGGUCUUCUGUGGAGACCAGCACUGAACAGAACCAAUACUACGUACAGAAUCUUACUACAGAGAGACAGAAUCUUACUGCGGACAGACAAAAUAAUACUCAUACUAGUCAGAAAACUACAGGCGCGCAGAUUUGUGAUGGCCGAUACGCUAGCAGCUAUAAGACGUCACAUUGCAUGGUAACGCCGACGUCACCGCCAGAUAUGGUGUCAGAAUUCCCACCGCAGAGGAGAGUCAUUUGCCGCGGUCAGGGUAACUUCGAAGUCGGAGGACGCGGCAGCAUGCACUACCGAACCUCGCCGGUGACGACACGAGGGCGUCAUUACGCGGGGAGUCAGACAUGGUCUGAUCGGGGUAAGAUUACUUCCACCUUUGCUUGCGUCAGGAGAAAAUUGGUUCAUGUAGCUGAAAAAAAGGAGCCUAUGUUUAUGACCGUGGAGAACAAAGAGACUAGCGGAGGAGUCAUAACCACAGAUUACUGUUUCCACCGUAGCAGAGUCAGCAAGGGUACGGAGGCCUUUGUGGACUCCUUGAGGAAGUAUCCAAGCGUGUCUCCCGUCGGGUCCGUCUCCUCGGACAUCAUUGAGAGGAUCAUCAAGUAUACACAGUCUAAGAAUGCUAAAGUCCCUCGGCCGACCAGGAGCAUGCGUUCCUUGCAUAAACAGAAGUCAUCAGACACUGAUGACCUGUACAAGGUCUCCAAGCACCAGCAGACAUAUACGAGGAACCAGGAUUCCGAUAAUAGGACUUAUAGCACUGUACAGUUGGGGUAUAGGGGGAAAGCGAGGAACUUCAAGCUCUAUUCUCCUGUUAGUGAGAGUAGGUAUACCAGGGAUUCAAGAUACAAGGAUAAUCCGUUCAACACGAGUUACGAUUAUUUAAAAGCUGGUAAAUCGAGUUACGCUCGAUCUGAACGUGGCCCAUCCCGGAGUCCAUCACCAACUAUCAUGACAGAGAGAAUUAGUCGCGCUGACCGACCUACUAGGUCUGCUCGUCCUAUGAGGGUAGAUGGUCCUAAUAGGUCCUUCCGAGAUAUGAGCCUGGUUGAUGUGUCAAGAUAUAUUCGGAGCACGAUUAGAGAGAUUUAUAGUGAACGGCCUGUUGUAUUCCAAGUAUGCCCGAAGCUUAGGAGUCGGUAUAACCAGCACAAGAAAGUAUGUCCAGCCCAUAGUGACCGGAUCAGUGACUCGAUGUUGUGCGAUUCUGAAGACCAAGACAGAAUGUACUAUUACAACAGAAUAGAUGAAGAAAUAUCCCUAUGGCUCAAAGAGGUACCUGUCCAUGGCAUAGAGUCUCAAGAAACUAAAAAGAAAAGAGAGAAGAUGAUUAGAGAUAUCAAAAAGUCAGUCAAAAGCUUGCCUGAUGAUAAGAAGUACGAUGAAAAUGCUGAAAAUGAACUUAGAGAUUUCGUUGAUGAUUUGCCUAUGUGGUGCCCUGGUAAAGAUAAAGAUGAUGAAACGUCAUUCAGGAAAGAUCUAGCUGAUAAAUUGGUGAAACGAAUUCUAAAAGUGCCAAGGAAACCUGACAGGUUGAGGGACGUUAUAACAAGAUUUGUUCGUGAUCUUAGUUAUCAAGAGGAUGAAGAAGAACCAGAUGAGGACGAAGUCGUUGAAAAUUUCGUCAACAAAUUGAAGCCCCUCACUCAGGAAAGGCCGGAAGAUGAUGGCGAAUACAGAGUAAUUCUCAAAGAUCAAAUUAUUCCAUUGCUAAACGACUUACCUUUAGAAAUCAUAGACGACAAAACAUUAAAACAAUUAGCAAAUAAGUUAGCUACUGCAAUAGUAGCUUUACCGAGACAUAUAGGCCCACCAGAAGAUAGGAACGAUUUAUCAGAUGACUUUGAAGACAAUAUCGAUGAUUGGUUGAACGAUGUAGUCGCUGCAAGAAGCAGUAUUGACCCGGUGAAAGGCGAUAGGAAAUCAAUUGAAGAGUUAGCUAGAAGGUUAAAUAAAAUUAAAGCUGAAGAAUCAGGCGAAGAUGCUGAUAAGCAAAUAAAAUCAGAAGUUGGUAAACUAAUAGGACCGAUAGACCUUCCGGACGACACAAAAGAUGAAUUAAUGGAUGAUUUACUUGAGGAAUUAGAAGGUACUGCGCAAAUGAAAAACUUGGAAAAUUUAAAUGACGAUGAACUUCAUCAAAUAUUAAUGGAUUGGUUAAAUAAAUUACCUGAUAUAGAUGAAUUAACUCCACACAAUUUAGAAAAACUUGCUCGAGACUUAGCUAAAAAAAUCAAAGAAGGCAAAGCGCAGGGUAGUGCUACUUUAGAAGACGAUAUUAAUAAUUGUCUUGUUGAAGCUAAUAUUAUCUUAGACCCCGCUGUUGGAAGUAAACACAUUGAAGAACUCAUGAAAAAACUCCAAUUAUGGCCAUCAAAUACAUUCUACACGAACCAGGCAAAGAAAUUGAUGAUAGAUGAUAUAUACCACGUUAUUGAUGAUGCCCAAAUUUCGGACGAUAAAAGGGACGAACUUAAGAAAAAGGUUGAGUACAUCAUAGAAAAUAACUUAGACAUGACUCUUGUUGAUGCUGAAGAUCUUCAAGAAGAUGUCAAGGAAGCAAUAUUAGGGGAUAUGGAUCAGCUUUUAAGUCGUAUCGAGUUUCCUCUAGAAAGCCGCCUUUUACUCAAGUCUAAAAUAAGCACUGCGUUUUUAAAAGAUUUUGACAAAUCAUGUGCAGCAAUGAACAGAACUAAAGGCGACAUUAAAGAAUUAGUUGCAAAACUAGUAAAAGGUGAACUAGACGAUCUUCCAAUAUCUAGGGAAGAAAAGAAAAAUUUAAUCAAGAAAGUCAAGAGAUCAGUUGGUGAAAAUAUUAAAAAGCCUUUGCCUGAAGACAUUCACGAUACCAUAACUGAUGAAGUUUGUGAAGUUGUUGAACGAUCACCAAUUUGUAAGGACAGGGAAAACGAAGACCGUAGAUUGUCGAUCGAAGCCAAGGAAACUGUUAAAGAAGACGUCGUUGAUGUCGUCAGCGAUCUAUCAAUACCUGAAGCUAAGAAAAAAGAUUUAAAAGAAAAAGUGCGUGAAUCUAUUUCUAAAGAUUUUGAUGACGCUUUAUCUGUUCCGAAACAAGAUAUUGGAAAGAUCAAAAAUAAACUCUCUAGGAAUGUCAAUAACGCAAUCGAAACAUCUCCAGUCAGUAGGGACGUGAAGAGUCAUUUAAAAACGGGGAUAAAACCUGUGAUAGAUAAAAACUUAGACACAACACUGUCAGAUGAGCAAAGAGAUGCAAUUGUAGAUGAUGUCUUAGACAUUUUGAAGGAUACCUUGCCAGAGGACAAAGCUAGACGCUUAAGAAAAAAACUAAUAAAAACGUUAGAAAAUCAGCAACCUCCUAAAGUGUUAACGGAAGAUGUUAAAGAUACCAUCAAAGAUGAGGUUGUAGACAUGAUUGAUGAUACUUCGAUUCCCGAAGACAAAAAAGAUCCAUUAAAAAUGUUACUUAAGGCAAAAUUAGACGAUAGUGUAGGUGAACCCAUUCCCGAUGCAACGGGUAAAAUAAAAACGGAUAUGUAUUAUGCUAUUGAGAAUUCUCCAAUAAGCAAAGAAGAUAAAAGGAUACUAAAAAAUAAAACAAUGGAUGUGUUAAUCAAAAGUUUGGGAGGUACGUCAAUGAAGGAUAUUACGAUGGAUAAGUACAAUAAUUUAAUUACUAAAGAUAUAAAUAAAGUUAUUGAUAAACUACCUGUCAGUUCGAAGCAAAAUGAUUUAAUGAGAAGGAAGAUGAAGCAAAAAAUAGGAAGUAUAUUGUAUCGCCCACUUACGGAAGAAGUUAAAUAUAAUAUUGAACAUGAUGUUAUGCAAAUUUUUAAGGACCCAACUAUCCCCAAAGAUAUAUUGGAUAUUUUAAAAGCAAACUUAAAUUUAAUUUUUGACAAGGAUUUAGAAGACAUGUCUGCUGAGGGUAAAGAUACAGGUACCAUUAAGGAGGCCCUUAUAAAAGAUUUCCGACAACUUCUUCAUGAUACUCCGUUGCCAAAAGAAAAAAAGGCCAAAAUAUUAGAAAAAAUGCUAGAUGCUCUUAAUGAAAAUCUUGACCGUCGGAUGUCCGAUGACAUACAAGAUAGAAUAAACAAAGAACUUGAAAAAAUUGUUAAUAAUUCGGCAAUCCCAGAAAGUAAAUUAGAUGCUGUAAAAGACAAAUUGGCUGACAUUGUAAGUGGGCACGGUUUAGUACCAUCAGCAGUAAGACCUGAAACAAUAGAUGAAAUUGAAAUAGGAGAAUUAAUUUAUCAAGACGUUGGAAAGAUCAUCGAAACAUUUCCAGUCAGCGCAAAUAAAAAAGAAAAUAUGAAAAAAGUUUUGAAGACCAUGUUAGUGAAUAGUCUAUACAGACCAAUAUCUGAAGAUGUUAAAAAGAAAAUUAAACUUGAUAUCGGUAAUACGAUAAAUAAAAUAAAUAUCCCAGAUGAAGACAGACACAAAUUGAAAUCAAAUAUAACAGCUGCAAUAACAAAAGAAUGUGAGAAACAAACAGCUUUAGGAAACGAUUUAGAUGAAAUUAAAAUUGCAUUAAAAAGAUCUAUAAACGAUCAAAUUGAAGAAUCACCCAUGUCUGAUGAUCGGAGAAUUUUAUUAAUGUAUAAAAUUGAAGACCUGCUCACUGAUAACCUAGUUCGGCCUUUGACAGAUGAAGUAAGAGAAAAUAUCAGAGGCAAAUUGGACACUUUUGUAAGUGAAGCUCCAAUUGCCAAAAAGAAUAAGGUAAUUAUCAAAAUACCAUUAGUAGAUGUAGUAGAUAACAAUUUAGAAAUAAUAGACCUCAAAACAUUAAUGGAUGCAAUAAGAAAGAUAGAAACUAAAGCAAAAGAAAGGGUUUGGGAAGAACUAGAAAAUACUAUAGAAAACUCAACUAUUCCAGGGGAAAGAAAGAAUGAAUUAAGAAAUAAAGUAGACAAAAUGGCUGUCAAAAAUUCGAAAAAACAUUUAACGGAUCCAGAUGUCCAAGCGGAUAUUAAAAAUGACAUCGCUGAUAUCUUAGAUGGACUACUAAUGAAUAAUACUGAGAAAAAUACAUUAGAGAAUGACCUUGCAAGCUUUCUGGAAGAAAAACUCAAAGUUCUAAGUGAUAAAGACCAGAAAGUAUAUUUAAAGAAACUAGCACUUCAAACAAAAGAUAAUAUUUUGGCUGGAUUUGAAAACACCGUUGAUCAAACAACAAUCCCUAAAGAUAAGAAGAAUGAGUUGAAACAAAAACUGCUAAACAUGACGUCCGCAAUUUUAAAGCAACCAUUUUUUGAGCACGUUUUGGAUGCUCUCAUACGUGGCAUUGAAGAAAUUAUCGAAGCGCUUCUUUUACCAUUAGAUCAGAAAGCAAGGUUGUCAGAAUUAACGAAAACUGCCGAAAAAAACAUCAUCAAUUUGAAAGAGAAUGUAAUGCAAUAUGAAACUACUCACGGCCCAGUACCAAACGCUGAAGAUAUUAUUGUGGAAGAAAUAAUGAAAGCUAUUGAUAAUUCUUCCCUUUCCGCUGAGAAAAAAGAAGAAUUAAAAGCCAAACUACACAAAAUCUAUAGCGAUAAUUUAAACCAACACUCAAUUGAAUCGGGGAAUGCCCUGAGAGAAGGGAUAGCUGAUAUAUUAAAUUAUCUGCCCUUGAACAAUCAGCAAAAAAGUAAAUUUCUACGCGAUUUGGACGACUCCGGGACCGGUGACAACAUUAAAGGUUUGAAGAAAACAAAUAUCGAAGGUUCACCCAUUUUUGGCACAAAGCCAGAAGAGGCUGAACGCGCAAAAAAAAUAGAAGGCAAUAACUUAAGUGAUCUUGAAAAAUCCACCAAUAUUAAACAUAAUAUUCAGGACAAAAUUGGGUUGCCAAUAGACGAGGAAAAUAAAGCGACCCAAAAGGUUAAUAAAAGUGUAAAAGAACCGCAAUAUAAUAAACAAAAAGGAAAACUAAAUUUUGAGGAAUUACAAAACAACACACACAAAAAUAUUCUACGGGGACUUGAAGAGUAUAUCAAUAAAGCUUCUAUUCCUAUGGACAAAAAGAUUGAAUUGAAAAACAAACUGGCAAAUAUGUUGAAUGAAAGUUUUAAUGAUCCUCUGUCUGAAGAUAUCCAAGAUUCACUCAAAGGUGGCAUUUACGAUAUCCUAGAGGAGUUGAAUUUGCCAAAGAAUGAACUUGACAAAAUGAAGCAUGGACUAACAGACAUAGUUGAUCGAAACAUAACUGCCUUACAAAACGAAAUUAAGGAAAGACACUCUGACACAGAUGUAUCGAGCGAUCAAUCAAAGGUGGAGAUAAAAAACAAGGAACGCACAUUAUCACAAACAGGACAGGACAGUCAUAGAGAUAAAUCAGACAGACAAAAAAAGGCAAGAACAUCCAUAGAAGAAGUUGAUUCGUCUCUAGAGAGAGAUCUCGAAAAAUCGUCUGACAAAUGCAAAAAAGGAAGAACUUCCGCAGAACUUGAUUCUUCUUCGGACAGAGAUUUUGGGAAAUCGUCUGACAAACGUAGGAAAGAAAGAACACCAUCUGAAAUCGAUUCUUCUCCAGAGGGAGACCUUGAAAAAUCACUUAACAAACGCAGAAAAGAGCGAACAUCCGCAGAUGAUUGGUCUCUAGACAGAGAUUCGAAUGAAGAGAUGUUUAACGAAGGGUCUACACGAAGCAAGAUUUUUACUCGCACUCGAAAUAAUAUCUUAGACGAUAUUUAUAAAGGCAUUGACGAAGCACCUAUAAGUAGUGAGAAAAAGAAAGAAUUAAAACAGAGAUUAAAAUUGCUGGCUUCCAAACACAUAAAGGAUCCAUUAACGAGCAGUGCAACGGAUUGUUUCUUAAGUGACCUCAACGAUAUUAUGGAUAAACUGCCUUUAUCAGAAGAUGAGAAAAACGCAUUAAAAUCUAAUCUCUCAAGGACUAUCCGUGAUAAUAUCAAUAAAUACCAAAACGACAUACGAAAAAUUGAACGCAAAAAAGAUAGAACAUCAUCUGAAAUCGAUUCUUCUCUAGAGGGAGACCUUGAAAAAUCGUCUGACAAACGUAGAAAAGAAAGAACAUCCGCAGAAGGAGCUGAUCGGUAUCGAGACAGAGAUUUUGAGAAAUCUCCUGACAGACGCAAGAAGGAGAGAACGUCCGCAGAUGAUCGGUCUCUAGACAGAGAUUCGAAUGAAGACAUGUCUACCAAAGGGUCUACACGAAGCAAGAUUUUUACUCGCACUCGAAAUAAUAUGUUAGAAGAUAUUUAUAAAGGCAUUGACGAAGCACCUAUAAGUAGUGAGAAAAAGAAAGAAUUAAAACAGAGAUUAAAAGUCCUGGCUUCCAAACACAUAAAGGAUCCAUUAACGAGCAGUGCAACGGAUUGUUUCUUAAGUGACCUCAACGAUAUUAUGGAUAAACUGCCUUUAUCAGAAGAUGAGAAAAACGCAUUAAAAUCUAAUCUCUCAAGGACUAUCCGUGAUAAUAUCAAUAAAUACCAAAACGACAUACAAAAAAUUGAAAGCAAAAAAGAUAGGACAUCAUCUGACAUUGAUUCUUCUCCAGAGGGAGACCUUGAAAAAUCACUUAACAAACGCAGAAAAGAGCGAACAUCCGCAGAUGAUUGGUCUCUAGACAGAGAUUUUGGGAAAUCCCCUGACAAACGUAGAAAAGAAAGAACAUCCGCAGAUGAUCGGUCUCUAGACAGAGAUUCGAAUGAAGACAUGUUUAACAAAGGGUCUACACGAAGCAAGAUUUUUACUCGCACUCGAAAUAAUAUGUUAGAAGAUAUUUAUAAAGGCAUUGACGAAGCACCUAUAAGUAGUGAGAAAAAGAAAGAAUUAAAACAGAGAUUAAAAGUCCUGGCUUCCAAACACAUAAAGGAUCCAUUAACGAGCAGUGCAACGGAUUGUUUCUUAAGUGACCUCAACGAUAUUAUGGAUAAACUGCCUUUAUCAGAAGGGAGACCUUGA
This is a messenger RNA of Helicoverpa armigera (cotton bollworm), 8306 nucleotides long. RefSeq lists its product as uncharacterized. NCBI's taxonomy places the organism in Eukaryota, Metazoa, Arthropoda, Insecta, Lepidoptera, Noctuidae. The transcript is spliced from 14 exons. The record is from RefSeq and is a predicted model, not a curated record. The coding region runs from base 249 to 8306 and encodes 2685 amino acids.